AUGUUAUCUACGAGCCUCUCAACUCCGUCGCUCGAUUUGAACCGCGCUCCAGUCGGCCACGGGCAACGCGUCCUUAUGCAUAACCCAAAUGAGUCGUACAUUGAGCAGCACGAGAAAAAGCUUGAAAUGAUGGGUGCCUCUGCUAAGGAGGUGCUUGCUCAGGCCACUCAGAGCAUUAGCGAUCAUUUGUCGUCCAUUAUGAGCGCAGCUCUUCUGCAGCUGAAGUCCGACAUAGCUAAUCGGAAAAUGUAUGUCAUGUUUGAGGAACUUCUUCACUGUGAUGUCCGAACCGACCACACGCAGGCCCGGUCUGUCUUGCCUAUCUUCGAGCCAUUCAUCGAUAAGGCUGAAUCCUUUUUGCAAUCUUCGUUUUACCACUUCAUUAAAAAAGAAGUUGAGUAUUGUGUCGUGGAUUGUAUUUCAAAACACAUUCAGGAACAUGAAAGCGAUAUGUCAAAGAUUUUUGAUCUCACGGUAGCCUUUGCACAAUCACAGUUAAUGAACAACAUAAACGAAUUAGCCAAAAAGUCUGUGGUCGACGCUAAAUUGGCAGAGAAGACUAACUUUUUAACAGAGAUUGUACGACUGAAGGAGAUGCUCUUUCAGAAACAAAAGAUUGGAGAUAUGUAUCUGGCAGAAACAGAGAAGUCUAAGAGGCUCUUGUUGAAGCUCAUGCGUAGUGAUUAUGUUGAGUAUGGGCAAACCUUGCAUCUCAAAGACAUACUACUUAGAGGCUCCGAGAAAAAGAGGGAGAUAGAGGAGGCUGUAUCCGCCAUAGAGCUUGAGAAAACGGCCAAGGAAAGUCAGCAGCGAUUGCAAAUGUUGGCCGGGAAUGACACUCUCUCCUCUCCUAGUAGCUCAGAUGACCUCCAUUGUGACGAUCUAGAUAUCCGACAGACUCGUGGACAGCUCAUGGAUAAGCUUCAGCGGCGUAAUGCCUACAUCACGCAGCUAGAAGAUUCGAUGAAGAUGCUUGAGUUCCUUAAGCAGGACCUGUCUAGUAAGACGAAAGAGCUCAAUAUGGCCCAUGAAGCCACGUUCAAGGCCAAUUAUAGAAAGGAAGAGCUGGAAAAAUACCUCUACAAACUGACAGGUGUCGAUAUGCGCUCACCUCAGCGACAGAAAAACAAGCCAUACACAGAAGCUGAUUUUGCAGAAUUAUCGGACAAUUCACUACUUCAAAGCUUCUUAUCUGGCGAGGCGCGGUCAGCUACGCCAGACAAGGUCAACACUCAACCACUAUCGGGCCAGACCCCGACCAAUCUUUUUACUAAACGUUCAAUAUUUGAGCCAAAAGAUCUGUUAAUUGAUAAGCUAAACGGUGAUAUAAAGAUUUUAGAAUCUAUGCUGAGCGGAGACAAGGAGGCCGUGUACGCUGAAUUGCGCCGCUAUCGCGCUAAUGAGCUUCAACAUAGACGCAAGAUACUAACGUACAAACGCUUCUUGGAAUUUGAUCACGGAAAGAGAGGCAGAGAACAUCCUAUGACCGGUUUUGAAACGCGAGCAACACCUUUGGCCAUUGACAAGCAACUAGACAUGCUCUACUGGAUAAGGAAGGCACUGUUAAAAACAUUUGGAAUAAAAAUAAAAGACUCAGACAGUGAACAGACGAUAUUAAAGCGUCUUGACAGAACAAUAGCUGAAAACUACAUCAAUCCGGAGCCGCAGGAGUUCAAUAGUUCAUUUGACAGUGAUGGAUCCAUAGACUGGGAGGGGGAUAUUGCUGCAGAGAAGCGGCUCCAGCUCAAUCCCUUACUUGAUCCCAGUAUGUACAGCAAAGGAAGCACUGCUUCUAGAAGUGCUUCAAUGCGGACUCCUGGUCGUGGAUGGAUGCCUAACCUUAAUAGUAUGUCUAACAGGUCAACUGUACAUCGGAACUCAACACUAGCAGAUCCUUCUCAACCAGACUUGCAUGAUACUCCAAUUCGCUUUCAAUCUACGUCUUAUGGUCCGGACACUAUGCAGAAUGGAGGCGGAUACUAUGACGAGUUUGGCAAUUUCCUUGGUACAGACAUCUUUUGUCCCCAUUGUGGCAAAUAUGUGGACGCUACGGCCAUUACAUACAGUAUAGAUGAUGGAGAGGAGGCAGAAGUGGACGAGAAUGAGCAUAUGAACCUUGCUUCUGCAGCGCAUAAAGGCAGCACUGACAAGCGAUCCAGUGUCCAGGGUGAAACACCUUUUGUUACCCCUUCGGGUUCGAGAAAGCGUAGUAUUUAUGACAAAACAACCAGCUUUACAGAUAAGUCUCGCCGCAAUUCCUCUCAGCAUGCGCCGCAUGGCCGCACCUUCAAAGGUUAUAUUCGCGAUCCAUCUAUUGGUUCUCCUUCACCAGCAAUUUCAAUGCGUGUGCGCUUCGGUGACAAUUUAGCCUCUACUAUCUCGAUGGAUCCCCUGACAAUACCGCAACUGAAGUCGUCUCAACCACAGAUGAACAUAGUCUUGGCCCCAGACGUCACGCAAAUCUAUACCCAUCUAUCCACCUCUGAUAGGCAGCAGUUUGAGCACGCCUUAUUCAAGCAGAAUAUAGCCAGGAAGGGCAAUCCGAACCUUUGCCAGGAAAUAGACAAAGACCUGACACCACUCUUGGUGUCGUCUCUUGCACCGCGGGAAGUAGAUAGGAUCCUUUCCAUUCCCUGUGCUGACCCAGAUACGCCUACCAGAUUCAAGUAUGAUAGUAGCCUUGAUGAUUCAUUUAUUAAUUACAUAGAGUAUUCAGAUAAUUCUAUACACGAUUUAGAGUUUUCAGAUGCCCACGAUCCAGACCUAUUCAAUUAUCUAUACAAUCAGAGUGCUAAAGUGAUAAGCGAUAAGGUCACGGUUCAAGUGGGUGACGAUAUUGCUAAGUCGUGCAAACAAUCAGAAGUUGCUGUUCCAAUUAUUACUGAGGGCAACAAGGACGAAGCCUUCACACCACUAAGUCUCAGAAAUAGCACUGCCUCCGAUGGAUUUAUUGCCAUGAGUGGGAAUUCUCAUCACAUUCCUAUCUACAAUCCUGCAGAGCUAUUUAAUACCCUAUUAUUGACAGAUUCGUUUAGAGCAUUCAUUGAGUCGCGUAGCUUGGAUCCACGGGUUGUUUGCGCUAAGGAUGUACAAGCCUAUAUAGCGGCUAAAAGAAUCCUUGAUGUAACUUCUUUCUACACGUCUUACUGCAAGGAUACUCAAGCGAUUGCUGACUUCGCCAUUCUUCCUGAGCUUUCCGAAGAGCCUCAAGAGCUUGAUCUGAGCUUCUCCUCAGAUGAGUUUUAUGUUGACAUUUCCACACACCCUGAUGGAGGUACAGAGGGUUGCUUUUUAGUUUCAAGGAAAACUAACACAUAUGAGCAGCAUCAAGACACCGUCGUAAUGCGGCAGCUGAAGCGCCCUUUCUCACAUGCCGGGCAUAUCCACACGAGAGCUUCUGAUGUUGAGGAGGUAUGUCUUGAUCCCUUAUCUCCAAUGCAGAAUAAGCCUAACCUGGAACCUCGUCCAUCCUCCAGUCCUUGCUGUGGCUAUGUUACAGUUAACGGUAUAGAUUUACAGCUCUCAAGGUCUAAAACCCAAAUCGUUGAUGAACAGCCUACAUACACAGCAUCUAGUCAUGAAUAUUCUAUUCGAAGCAGAGAGAUUUUGAAGCGAUAUUUACCAAUGAUUUAUGAAGCUAACAACGGAGAGCCAUCGUCUCUGAAUACUGCUUCGUACAAUGGUAAUGGUAUCAUGAAUAACAUUAAGGUUCGGCCACUGUGCAAGAAUGUGGUGCAAGUCAUUUCACGCGAUCGUGCUGAAAGAUUCCAAGAGUAUCUUUUAAAUGAAGUUAAAGAGUUUAAGCUCAACAGAGCAGUUAGGCUCUUCAUUCAGGAGCAGGUUCUGGAGCAUCUUGUGUCCCUUAAGAGAGAUCUUCAAAGAAGUCGCACAAGAGAACGCCUCAUGCGAAACAAACGUCGAGUGUUGGCGGCAAAGAAGGCACUAUUCGUUAAAUACCUACAGAAAAAUGGUCCAGGCAAUCUUAUUAGCUCCCUGGACACGUUAGAAAGUUAUGCAUCUCGUCUCAAGGAAAAAGUUGAAUAUGUUCCUGUAUCAGUAGCAGCUAGCUGCACAGAUGGCUGGAUUGUUAAUUUGGACAUGUCAACCCUGAUUAAUAGAGCAGAGCCCGGUUCUGUGUGUGCAUCAAGGGGAGCCUCAGAAGAUCGCAAGUCAAGAACCAAUGAACUGAGCUAUCUGGUCAAUCUAGUGGGCCCAGACCAAUCUGUUUGCUCCACCGAACAGCCGCAACCUGCUGUAGGCACAGAGCAGCAAGAUGACAUCAAUGUAGAUAAGAGAAUUGCAGUUGAAAAGGAGCUUGAAGAUCUAGACAAGACUGCUACUCUCGCACACCAGCUUUUAGAGCAAAUCAAAACAGAAAUACAGAAGGCUGUCAAUCUGAUUAAUAAGGGAAUUCAAUCGCCCCAAGGGCUUGUUGAUGAGGAAGAUUUCGACAAAUAUGCUUCAGAACGGACGCGAAAGAAGGAGGAGGUAGCAAUUGAAAUAGCAAACACUCUUCUUAAGAAGAGUGGCCUUACAGCCAACGGCUUUCUCUUUACAAAUUUGCCACUGAAGCCAGCAGAUAUACGGAACAUAGAUGACGUAUACCAGCGUCUUUACGACGAGGCUGCAAUUAUAAACGAGAAGAUGAAUAGUCGACGGAUCCAAUGUAUGCAAAAGCUGAGUGACCACUAUAGUAGACUUCAUGACUCUAUUACGCGUCCUUCAGAGAUAACUGAAUUUUUACGAAUAAAAUACUAUGGCCGUGAAGAACCUGUCUCACGAUAUAACUACCACCAUCACGGCAUGUUUAUGAAUUCUCUGAAUAAGUCCCUCCACGGUCUAACGAUUUCCAAGCGUCCUCUCAAUGGUGGGUUGACAACCAGCGAGCUUGAAUUGCUUGAGCGUACAAAUGUCCUUGAAAGAGGAAUACAAAUUAAUGAAAAAACUUCCAAUAUAAUCAACGUUAUUUUUGGCAAUCUUUAUAGAUCAAAGUCGACCGGAAAUCGUGACCCUGAGACAGGUCAAAAGAGUCUCAUGAUGGGACCCGGCAAGUUCAUUAGUUGGCAAGAAGCAAACGCAGAGCUGCAGGAAAUCAUUAAUAUAAAUAAUAGGUAUUCCUUGAGUGCUCGGGGCUAUCACUCCAUGGAGCUAGUGACACCAGCCAAUUUAGGCACCAUAGGCCGCAGUGCCAUUGAGCUUCCGCCUAAUUUAACAGAUGAGCAACUACAACAGAUUGCCACUGAGGGAAAUUGCUGCCUUGUUGCUGAUGUGGAUGCAAAUCAAGAUUCUAAACUGGAUGGAGCACAUGAAAUGUGCUCAACUUGCGAUGCUGAUCCGCCUACGGCCAUGCCUCUCAACAGUUCAUUAAUUAACGAGACCAAUAGCUCUCAACAUAAAUCGCAUUCUGGCCCUACUCAGGACUACGGGUCCAGCAUUAACAACUUAUCAACACUUUACGAAAAGGAUGACUCUGCUCGAGCUAGUAACACCAACAAUAACUCUGAAAGUCGUCCUGCUUCCAGCUCUCUGUUCACCGCCAUAACUCCUUUAACUUCUACUGUUGAGUGUCUUGACCAAACAGCACAAUAUGCAGACCUCUCUAAUCUUCCUACUACACGAUCUAUAGACAAGUUGCUGCCAUCUUCCUUCUCAACCCCGGUGCAGCGGCAGCUGAUUACACAGAGGGUCAACUUAACCCCUACCCUUGAGACUACGCCAGUAAUCCCACUUGACACACCAAAAAAGGGAAAAAGCCAAGGCCUUUCGUCCAGAAAAAUUAUUCAAGCUAUUCAAGCCAACAUCAAGCCACCGUCUACCAACAGGGAUGGUUAUGAGAGGAGUAGGGAGCUAGACAGGCGAAAAGACAUUUCGGGAAUGAAGUUUAUGAUUAACACAGUCUCAUUAGAUCGGGUGGUUCCUUCCAAGACCAGCAGUCGGCCUACACCUUCUGCCGUGUUCCAAAGAUCUGCAUCAUCCAGAGCUAACGCCCAGAAUAACUCCCAAGUCAAUGCGCAAACCACUAUCCGAACAAACUCAUCUUAUCAGACCCCACUUCCAUCACUGGUGACGCCCACUACUCUGCAAGAUACUACAGCUCCUGUGGUUGCUCUGAGUGCAAACUCUACAGAGAGCCGUAUAAGCAACAGACCUCACUCAUCUAUCGGCAAAUCUACGAUACAUGAAGAGCUUGUACCGCUAAACCGGAUUACACGGUCACAGAGCACUACAGAGAAGUCAUUGGAAUUAUCAGAUCUUCAACCUCCCUCCUGUCUACCGUCUAUAGGCUCUCAUCGAGGUACUCGUAAUGCUGCUACAUCGGAUCCACAAAGGGGGUCGGGACACACAUCUAACGAUCUAGGAAACGCCUUCGAGCGUGUAGAAUUGGGAGGGCUUGUAUAG
Giardia duodenalis is the source of this 6399-nucleotide messenger RNA. RefSeq lists its product as uncharacterized. The record is from RefSeq and is a predicted model, not a curated record. The transcript has a single exon. The coding region runs from base 1 to 6399 and encodes 2132 amino acids. NCBI's taxonomy places the organism in Eukaryota, Fornicata, Diplomonadida, Hexamitidae.